AUGGCAGAUCUGAUAGAAACUGGCAAGGAGUUCCAAAGACGGAUAGCCUGGACAGUGAAGGAUUGGGAAAAGAAGUUAGUAGAUACCAAAGUAGUAAGAGCCAACAGAAUAUCAGCGCUGCAAGGAGCCAACAGAACAUCAGCGCUGCAAGGAGCCAACAAAAUAUCAGGGCUGCAAGGAGGCAACAAAGCAUCAGCGCUGCAAGUAGCCAACAGAAUAUCAGCGCUGCAAGUAGCCAACAGAAUAUCAGCCCUGCAAGUAGCCAACAGAAUAUCAGCGCUGCAAGUAGCCAACAGAAUAUCAGCCCUGCAAGUAGCCAACAGAAUAUCAGCGCUAAUAUCAGCGCUGCAAGGAGCCAACAGAACAUCAGCGCUGCAAGGAGCCAACAAAAUAUCAGGGCUGCAAGGAGGCAACAAAGCAUCAGCGCUGCAAGUAGCCAACAGAAUAUCAGCGCUGCAAGUAGCCAACAGAAUAUCAGCCCUGCAAGUAGCCAACAGAAUAUCAGCGCUGCAAGUAGCCAACAGAAUAUCAGCCCUGCAAGUAGCCAACAGAAUAUCAGCGCUGCAAGUAGCCAACAGAAUAUCAGCCCUGCAAGUAGCCAACAGAAUAUCAGCGCUUUCAAGUUACAGAAAUAGCUUCGAGUUUGGCUACUGUGACUGGGAGAAUAAAAAAUAA
Molecule: messenger RNA, 675 nt
Organism: Achroia grisella
Lineage: Eukaryota; Metazoa; Arthropoda; Insecta; Lepidoptera; Pyralidae
Product: homeobox-like protein HDP1
Exons: 4
Coding region: 1-675 (224 amino acids)
Source: RefSeq, a predicted model, not a curated record